CAGUAUAGUUGGGUCGAUUAUCAGGACUGUGAGCGUGUAGCCACGUACUAUCUAUUCCUGUGUCCUACCGGGUGAAUAUUCAAGGAUAAAAAAUCUUGUGUGUAAUCAAAGUGACAGGUCGUGCUACGAGAGAAGUGUGCGUGUGAACCAUGAGCGUCAGUCAAUUGUUGGCCUCGAGUGAGAGGUGCGUGGAUGAGGGUCUAGAGGGUCUGGUGGCCGCUAAUCCAGGUUAUGUUCUUCUUCCAAAACAGCGCGUGGUGGUGGAACGUGGGCGGGUGUUGCAAGGCCCGAGUAGGAGGAACGGAGUGGCCCUGGUGUCUGGUGGAGGCUCUGGACAUGAACCCUUUUCUGCUGGGUACGUUGGUCACGGCAUGCUAGCGGCGUCUGUAUCGGGGCACGUGUUUGCUUCCCCUCCAGCAGCUAACGUGGCCGCUGCUAUCACUGCUGUUGGCAAGGACAAUCCAGAUGGAGUGCUCGUUAUUGUCUUCAACUACACUGGCGAUCGCAUCAACUUUGGUCUGGCUGUGGAGCGGUGUCGAGCUGCAGGCAUGAAGGUGGAAAUGUACGUGUCAGGGGACGACUCUGCCCUGACACAACUGGAGGGCACGGCAGGGCGGCGCGGGCUCUGCGGGACACACUUCAUAUUUAAGAUCGUCGGAGCGCUCGUGGCACAGGGAGGGAGUCUGGCCGAGGCACUGGACACCUGCAGGAAAAUAAGUGAGGGCACAGGGACCAUCGGGGUGGCUGCUAAUGGCUGCACGCUUCCCGGGGCCACAGCUCCUCUCUUCACGGUGGGGGCGGGACAGCUGGAGUUGGGGCUCGGUGUUCAUGGGGAGGCUGGUGCUGCCACUCUACCAUCCGGGUCGCUUCGUGAAGUAGUGGCCGCGAUGCUUGCCCAUUUAACAAGGCAGGACUCCACCACACGACUCGACCUGCAGAGUGGUGAUGAGGUGGCCGUCAUCGUUAAUAACCUGGGCUGCCUCACGCAACUGGAAAUGACCAACAUCACAAAAGAGGUCAUCUCGCAGCUGAAGUCGCGGGGUGUGAAGCCACUGCGGGUGUAUCCAGGCGCUUUAAUGACUAGCCUGGACAUGAGAGGCUUCCACGUGUCGGUGCUGAGGCUAAAGGAUCCUUCGUGGCUUGCUCUGCUCGACGCUCCCACCACUGCCCCUGCGUGGUGCGCCCCUUGCCUGGAUGAUAUGCAAGGGGAGGUCUCGGUUCCUGAUCUCAAACCCGCUCCGUGCCACGAAAAGAGUGAGAACAUCUACACACUGAGGGAGGAGGGCCACGUGCAAGCAGUGCGCCAGUGUUUGGAGGCUGUGGUGGCCAAGAUGCCGCAACACGAGCAGGAUCUGAACGCUUUGGACGCGGAGUGUGGGGACGGGGACUGUGGAUCCACCUUCCUGCAGGGCGUAGCGGGUCUAUCAAAACAGCUGGCCUCUUUACCACUGAAUCAGCCAGCCCGUGUUCUGUCCGUGCUGGCAGAAAUAGCCGCCACUGACAUGGGCGGCUCCUCUGGCGGGAUAUACUCUAUCUUCUUCACUGCUGCCGCUGCUACAAUGGCCCAACCAGGUGACUCCCACAGAGCCAUGUGGGCAGCCGCGCUCCGUGCCGGGGUGAAGGCUAUCAGCAAGUACGGUGGCGCCGCGCAGGGAGACAGAACCAUGCUUGAUGCGCUCGUGCCAGCAGUGAAAGCUUUUGAGGGCAGCAAGGCUCACGAGGACCUCUGGACAGUGCUGAAGGCCAUGGCGGGGGCUGCCGAUGAAGGUGCUCGUAGUACUUGCAACAUGAAGGCAAGGGCUGGGAGAGCCACCUACGUGCGGGAUGAGAAGCUCAAAGGGGAGGACGCUGGAGCGCGCUGUGUAGCUUUGGUCUUGGACGCUCUCAGUCACCGCUAACUAGUCUCUUCUUAUUCUCUUUUACUCCGCUAGAGGGACUACGGCAACAUCUACGUGUGUGUGUGUGUGUGUGUGUGUGUGUGUUCAAACAAACAGUCAAAACUAUAAACUAAAUUGAAUGGAAUGAAAUUUGACGUGUGAAAUAUAGUCCAGGAUCAGAUGAGUUAAAAUAAAUUCUUUUCCAAGUAGAAUUUUCAAGGUGGAGUUUGUAGUCGAUUACACAGGUGACUGCUCUGUACUAUACCUACUAUGUUGAGCCUUUGUGUGCGUGUCGUGUUGCAUGUAGUAGUUCCGUAUUGUUACCUCGCGUGUUACUGCUAAUGGCAUGCACGACGGGUUUCAAUGGUAAUGUUAUGCAUAAUAACCCGCACUAGUAUCAAUUACAUGAAAUGAAAUUCAAACGGGCUACUCAUUAACGAGUCUAUAUAAUUACCAGUGUUCCCAGAGUGUUAUUUGCAUAUAAACAAAUGUCCAAACCACAAUUAUGUUGCCCACCGUAGUGCGCUAAUGUGGCGGAGACUAGCGGGAGGCAGUUGAACCUCAAAUAAAAGCUAUGCCUGACGAUGUAUAGUGACGCCAGGCAUAGCACCAUAAGUAUU
Molecule: messenger RNA, 2497 nt
Organism: Portunus trituberculatus (swimming crab)
Lineage: Eukaryota; Metazoa; Arthropoda; Malacostraca; Decapoda; Portunidae
Product: triokinase/FMN cyclase-like
Exons: 13
Coding region: 150-1898 (582 amino acids)
Biological process (GO): glycerol catabolic process
Cellular component (GO): cytosol
Molecular function (GO): glycerone kinase activity
Source: RefSeq, a predicted model, not a curated record